Messenger RNA from Salpingoeca rosetta, 2081 nucleotides. RefSeq lists its product as uncharacterized. Bases 280 to 1725 code for a protein of 481 amino acids. The transcript has 11 exons. Gene Ontology annotation, molecular function: protein binding; metal ion binding. Lineage: Eukaryota; Choanoflagellata; Craspedida; Salpingoecidae. The record is from RefSeq and is a predicted model, not a curated record.
AGUCAGCAAGCAAGAGGAAGAAGCAACAAGCAACAAGCGAAGAGUUGGUGGUGUGCUUUUCUUGCUUGGCGUUGGAGGAAGGUGCACGCACACACAUCAGUCGCUCGCAUCAUACAUCACCAACAACCAACAACCACGAUUGCUUGCUACUCUCUCCACCUCUCAUCCCGAAGCCGCUGAGUUCAUUCCUCACCAAGAAACACGGCACAACUGGAGACGACGACGUAUAAGGGACAGAGUGUGCAAGUACACGACACGCACCAAACCCAUCGAUCAACCAUGAGCGGGACUGAGCAGGUGGCACGGCCCCAGUUUGUUUCAAACUUGAGUGGCCAUCAUCGCGGAGCGGUGGCAGACGCCAUUUUUGUUCCAGAAGCCGGCGCAGUAAUCACCGCCUCAGCUGACAAGCAGGUGUUGGUGUGGCUGAAGCGUGAUGACAGCACCUACUGGCCGUCCCUUCACCGGCUCAUGCCAGCGCCAGUGACCCAUCUCUGCUUUCACGAACCCUCGCGCACCCUCUUCGUCGGCCUCGAGAACGGUGCCAUCUCGGAGUAUGAGGUGUCUGCAGACUACAACAUCUUGACCGCUACAAAAGGAUACCCAGCGCACUCUGGAGCGGUGACGGGCAUCGCAUAUGAUGCGCAGCGGCAGCAGCUCGUGUCGUGUGGGCGCGACAAGACCGUCACUGUCUCCACCACGGCCGGCAACGGCAAGCGGCUGGCGUGCGUCUCCCUGCCGUCGUCGUGCAUGUGUCUGCAGUAUGACGAGAAGAGCCAGACCACGUUCAUUGGCGACUUUAGCGGUGAUCUGUACGUGUAUCGCCUCGAAAACAGCAAACUGCAGAUGGUCGCCGGCCCGCUCAAGGGCCACACAGGCUCUGUGCGUGCGCUGUCGUGGGCUGCGCAGAAGAAGUGGCUGUUCUCGGGCUCCUUUGACCAGACGGUGAUUCUGUGGGACAUUGGCGGUCAGAAGGGCGAACGCAUCGAGCUCAGAUGCCACACGUCGCGAAUCAGCACGCUGGUGCACCUCCCCGAGGAGCAGACGCUGCUGUCGCUCGGAACAGACGGGCUCCUCGUCAUAUGGGACCUCAAGACACAGCGCACACCGUGUCCCGAUUGGGAGGAGAGUGACACGUGCCAGCUGUGCGAGCUGCCGUUCUUCUGGAACGUCAAGAAGAUGUGGGAGAACAGGAGCGUCAGUGUCCGUCGCCAGCACCACUGCAGAAUCUGCGGCAAGGCUGUGUGCGACGAGUGCUCGCUCACGCGCUGCACAUAUCCGAUCAUGGGCUUUGAGACGCCUACGCGCGUGUGCAAUGCAUGCAAGGAGGACGUUAUGAAGGCAGACCGCACCCCCUUGGCCAAGCGCUUCCCGUCGAUUGCGGCCGCUGCCCGCGCGCGCGUGGAGACGAAGACCAACACGCUUGUCAUUUCCUGUGACGACGGCAGCGUCAAGCUCAUGGACCUGACGCCAGUGCUGCACCCCGAUGCCCGCGGCCUCGCGUCCUCCGACAGCCCCUCCUCCCACCAUCACCACCAUCGCCAACAGCACGCGUCGCUGGACGAGGUUGCGCAGCAGCAGCGCGCCCCACCAACAGGGGCCGCGCUCACGAGUGUCGUCGAUCUGACGAAGCGCCCGGACAGCGACGAUGAUGACGACGACGGCACUGACUUCUUUUCGCGCAUGGACGAGGCCGAAGACGACGACCAGUUUACAAAAGCGGCAUGAUGCAAUCCCACGCACACACAUGCACAUUCACACAUACACACACACACACAACGCCCGUUGUCUUUCUGUACACACAAUGUAUACGCCCCCCCCUCCCCUUUCUCUCUCUUUCUCUUGCCGUCAUGCCCUUGCCUUGUUUGAUUGCAUCUGCAUGUGUCACGCGUGCGCGAUUGCGUGCCAUCACUGCUUGUCUCGCUUCUUGUGUACAUUUCGUGCUGGUGCUGUUGGUGUCAGAAUGCGUCAUGCCACCAUCAUUGCUUUGCUCAUUCGUUUAGUGGAUGCGUUUGACAACGAACCAACACUUGUCUCGCCAACGCACGCAACAACCAUGACGUGUGUGUGCGUGUAUGCGAGUG